Suillus fuscotomentosus is the source of this 315-nucleotide messenger RNA. RefSeq lists its product as uncharacterized. NCBI's taxonomy places the organism in Eukaryota, Fungi, Basidiomycota, Agaricomycetes, Boletales, Suillaceae. The transcript has 2 exons. The record is from RefSeq and is a predicted model, not a curated record. The annotation marks the transcript as partial.
AGAAGGCUCAGACAUCUGAGCAAAUAUAUCUUUCCGUUGCAAUACGGUCUAUCCAACGUAUUCAGCCAGCCGUCAGCCGCUAAAGAAACCUAUAAGCAGCCGAAUUUUGCUGACAGAGAGCGUGAAAUUGAGCUCUUUGGAACAUGCAAGACACCGAAGCAGCUGAAGGACGUGCUUGUGCUUUUGGACAAGAUGAUCUGGCGACAUGGCAAAUGUCAUUAUAAGCUACUUAGAGACACAGUUUGUCCAUCCAAGGUAGACAAGCUUCAAGUCACAGCGCGCACUAGUCUCAUCUUCGCUCAUAGAUCACGAUAA